Molecule: messenger RNA, 4269 nt
Organism: Asparagus officinalis (garden asparagus)
Lineage: Eukaryota; Viridiplantae; Streptophyta; Magnoliopsida; Asparagales; Asparagaceae
Exons: 9
Coding region: 665-4120 (1151 amino acids)
Molecular function (GO): flavin adenine dinucleotide binding; oxidoreductase activity, acting on CH-OH group of donors
Source: RefSeq, a predicted model, not a curated record
UUAGAUCAAAGAGAACACUCUCUCUUGAUCAAGAUACAUUCCAAGAAUUCUCACAAACCCACUCCUUGAUAUUAGGAAAAACUCUCUAUUUUUUUCUUUCUCUCACUCUUCUAUAAGAUGAGUUGUUUCUGGGAUGAUUAAAACUGAAUGCAAUAGAGAGCUAUAUAUAGACGAGUCUGUGGUAGCUGGGGGGCACUGUUGCUACAGUAAAAAAUUUGUUUUUGCGGUGAGAGAUACUGUAGCGGUUAGGUGGUUAUUGUACAUGUGGUGGCUGCCCAAUUUUUCCAACACAAACAAGAAAGUCCACUAAUGAGUUGGUCUCUUUUCCCCUUGUCAAACUAAAGAAAUUCUUCUGGAUCAAUCUAAAGAAAUCCUUUCGCUUUCCAAAACCAUUUUCAUUCAAACCACAUUAAUUUUCAAACACAAACCAAGUCCAACGAAAGCUACUAGUCUCAAAAUCUAUUAACUCCUCUACCACUGCAUCUCACGAUGAAAGAUUCUCUGCAUCUCCUUUGACCUUGAUUAUAAAUCCCCUUAUAAUAAAUAACCCUUGUAGUUUUUCUACAUUCACCAAACAACAGUGAGUUGGUCACGUACAUACAUCAAGCUCCUCUUAUCUCAACAACUCAAGAAAAUAAAACCAGAAUUAAUAGAGGAAGAUACGAUGGCUGAGGAGAGCUAUGAUGCCGUGGUGGUGGGGUCCGGUUACGGAGGAUCGGUGGCGGCUUUCAGGAUGGCGAUGGCAGGGAUAAGGGUUUGUUUGAUCGAGAAGGGACGGCGAUGGGAGGCUAAUGACUUCCCGGAGCAUGUUUUUGGUCUAAUUUCGACAGUGAGGGUGGAGUCUAGGAGGUUGGGGUUCGGUUUGGGAUCGAAGAAAGCAUUGUUUCAGGUUCAUGAUCAAGGCGAUUCGGUGGCUGCUGUGGCUUGUGGUCUCGGUGGAGGUUCUCUAGUGAACGCAGGGGUCAUAGUACCAACUCCAGCACGAGUUAAAAAGGAUCCCAGAUGGCCAAAGGAAUGGAACAAGGAUUGGGAUCUAUAUGAACAAUUUGCUUCAUCGAUGUUGGGAGCACAAAGUAUUCCUGUCGAGUUUCCCAAUGCUAGGGUAAUGAAGCAAAUAGCAGAAGAAGAGAUUGAAGACUGCAGACCUGAUCCUAUAAAACUCAGCAUCAAUUUUGGCCAAGGAUCUCAACAGACAGAGAGUUGUCUCGCAUGUGGAAAUUGUUUAUCAGGAUGUCCUUAUAAUGCAAAAAAUUCUACAGACAAGAAUUACUUGGCUUCAGCAAUCCAGGAUGGAUGUGUGGUGAAAACUGAACGUAGGGUACUUUACAUCUUGAAAAACCCAGAUAUAAAUUUUGAAGAAGAUAAUGGUGCUGAACAAAGUAGAAGGUGGAGAGUAUACUUUGACGAUCUAGAAUAUAUAACUGCAGAUUUUGUGGUUCUUUCUGCUGGAGUUUUAGGGACAAGUGAGAUAUUUUUUCAAUCUAAAAGGAGAGGACUUGAUCUCUCUGAGAGACUUGGACUUGGAUUAAGUUGCAACGGAAAUAAUGUUGCUUAUGUUGCUGGAAGCCAAGCACCCUUGCAUGGUUAUGGACUUACGAAAAAGCAUUUUUUAGGAAUUCCAUUUCAGAACAGGCCAGGGCCAGCAAUUUCUUCAUCGUUUACUUCUUCUUUGGGCUUCACAAUCCAGAGUGGAGUGGUUCCAAGAUCAUACCCCUAUUUGUUGUUUAAAGGAGUAACAACCUACGGAUGGCCUAAUGGUUUCUCCUUCUUACAUGGAUUAAUCGACAAAUUGAAGCAUGUGAUGGGUUUUAAAGCUAGUGAAGCAGUGGUUCUUAAUGCAAUGGGUUAUGAUGCAUGCAACGGCAUAAUUACAUUAGAUGAAGAAACAGAAAAGAUAUGCGUCACUCCUCCUCAUGAUCCUCUUCUCCCUAAAAAGAUCCUAGCAUUUCAGAAUAUCACUAAGAAAUUAGGAGGUAUUCUAUUUAUGUCUAGAUAUCGGAGCACAACAGUUCAUCUAUUAGGGGGGUGCAAUGCGGCAUCAGAUGCAUCCAAUGGAGUUUGUAAUCCAAAAGGGCAGGUUUUCUAUACAAAUGGUGCUAAAGAUUUAGUGCAUAAAGGCCUCUAUGUAUGUGAUGCUUCAUUGAUUCCAUGUUCGAUAGGCAUAAACCCUUGCCUCACAAUUACAACAGUAGCUGAGCAAGUAAGUAGGAAUCUAGUGCAAGAUGUUUUAAACUUCAAAGGAACAAUCCAACAUCUUCAAACUAUUGAAUCUACGGAUUCACAUUCCAUUAGCGAAAAGCUCACUAUGAGAACCUGUGAAAAAGUCACAGUGAAAGAAACUAUGAGAGGCUUUAUUGGGGGAAUGCCAUGUACAGCUUAUAUUGUACUAAAGAUGAAUUCCUUGGAUAAGGACAACUGUGACCAAAAUGAUUCAGUUGUAGGCGACACACAAUAUCUAUUAAAAGGGAGAGUCGGUGGAUAUGUAGUAUUCCAAGCGGUUAAUAAGGAUAAACUCUAUAUUGUCGACGGAAAGGUGGACAUGUGCAAAAUAGACGCUAGAACUCCCUAUACACAGUAUAUGCACUAUAGACUAAUUUUAGCUGCAUCAUCAGGGUCAAGGUACAUUUUCGAGGGACAGAAGGUAAUGAAUCCCUAUUUACUGGCAAUGUAUGGUUUUAAAGAGUCUACAACCUUGCAUGUUAGUUUCAGAACACUCCCCACAAAUGAUUCUGAGGUACUGAUCAAUCUUAGGGGAGAACUUCACAUAUCAGUGUUUGAACUCGUGAAGAGUUUCUGGAGAUUGGAAGGGAAAUAUAGCUGGGAAUUUGUACGCUCUCUUUUACAAAGCCUUUGGAGAACUUAUAUCUUACAGAUACCUCGACAAAUAAAAUGUGACGUUGGCCUAUCAGACACCAUAGAAAUUCCUUAUCCACCAAGUGCAGUUCACGAACUAAAAACGGAAGAUGGAUGCACAAUAAGUUGUCAACAAUGGAAAUGCUAUGCAAGGAAUUCUGAAGAAGAAAAAAUUCGAUAUCCAGUUCUUUUACUUAAUGGACACUCAGGAGAGAGUUAUUGUCUACCAACUGAGAAAACAGAUUUGGUUCGAACAUUACUUGAAGAAGGACAUGAGACGUGGCUUCUUCGACCACGACUUCACCCUUCACAUCCUUCAAACAAUUUCACAAUUGAAGAUAUUGGGAAGUUCGAUAUUCCCUCAGUUAUCAAACAAAUUCUUGGGAUGAAUGGACCGAAUGCUAAGAUCCAUGUGAUUGCACAUUGUGUUGGGGGCUUAGCAAUCCACAUUGCUCUAUUGGGAGGCCAUAUUUCCGCAACUCACAUAGCAUCUCUCUCUUGCACCAACUCCUCCAUGUAUUUCAAGCUAACUACCUCUGCCUUAGUCAAGAUGUGGCUGCCUCUCAUACCGAUAACUAUGGCACUUCUAGGGAAGAACCGGACAUUGUCACUACACAUCUCAAAGGACAGCCUACGGCACAAGCUUGUAAAGUCCAUAGCCAAAUUGAUCCCGAGAAACGAACGAUGCACGUGCAAUGUGUGUGAGAUUAUUUCCGGCAUUUUCGGAAAUCCAUUUUGGCAUGCGAACAUUAGCAACACUAUGCAUCAUUGGUUGAACAAACAAAGCCAACCAAAACUCCCACUAUCAGCUUUCCCGCAUCUACGAAGAAUUUGCACCUCAGGUUUUAUUGUAGACUCUAAAGGUAAGAACAAAUACUUGAUACAUCCAGAAAGAAUGCCUCUCCCUACAUUGUACAUUUCGGGAGGUAGAAGUCUUUUAGUGACUCCACAGACAACUCUACUUGCUAAUAAGUUCAUGAGAUUGCAUCAACCUGGGUUUCAUCAUAAGAGGAUAGUAGUGGAGGAUUUUGGACAUUCUGAUCUUCUUAUCGGAGAGGAGUCUCAUAAGAGAGUUUUUCCUCAUUUUAUAUCUCAUAUGAAAUUGGCUGAGGCAGGAGUGAAAAAAGAGGUGACAGACAGCAGGAAGGAGAUUGUUUUAUCAUGGGACGGUUCUCAUGAUGGUACUGGAUUAUUGGGAGAUUGGAGCUCUUUCAUUGAUUUGUUGUUUUUAUUGUUUAUUAUAGCUGUUGUAAUAUUUCUCUUUUAAUGUGUAAAAGUAUACUGGGAAUGAUUUGUAGGAAAGUUCUCCCGUGUAAUGAAUGGUUCUUAUUAUGAUGAUGGAAAACUGGGAACAAGCACUUUCUUAAAUUUUAUUGAUUCUUUAUUGUAUUACACUUAACCUUGCACUAUGUAUAU